This is a messenger RNA of Sinocyclocheilus anshuiensis, 4341 nucleotides long. RefSeq names its product kinase insert domain receptor like (gene kdrl). The transcript is spliced from 30 exons. Gene Ontology annotation, cellular component: plasma membrane; signaling receptor complex. The record is from RefSeq and is a predicted model, not a curated record. NCBI's taxonomy places the organism in Eukaryota, Metazoa, Chordata, Actinopteri, Cypriniformes, Cyprinidae. Gene Ontology annotation, biological process: angiogenesis; cell migration; positive regulation of cell migration. The coding region runs from base 410 to 4330 and encodes 1306 amino acids. Gene Ontology annotation, molecular function: ATP binding; growth factor binding; vascular endothelial growth factor receptor activity.
GUGGUGUGGUUUAUCAGUCGGUUGGCAUUAGUUCUUUCAUCGUUAUAUUAUUGUUAGACCUUCUUUACAGAGUCUAGUUUUCGAAAUUUCAUUCACUCAGUUUUAGGAAGGAAGAGCAAACGUCGCACCUGCCCUCGGGAGUAGUUUGGUGCACCGGGGCAGGCGCUGUACCAUGCGAUACCUUUACAGUCACUGAGAGACUACGAGAGGUGUUUUCACUCCAGAGGCAUCACUGAAAGAACAGUCUCUGUCAUAUCAGCGGAAACUAUACGCAUUUACACUAUACUGGAACAAUUUAACCGCUCACCGAGAGAAAUAACAGUAGCCUACUUGGACUAUUACCGCCGAAUCCAAAUAGGCUAUAAAGUGACAGCUGAUUACACGGAAUAUCCUUAUUUUAACGGACGAAAUGACCUCUGUUCAAACCUCAGUGAAAGGCUUCUUCACUUUUCAGCUGCUUCUCAAUUUCUUCUCAAGUGGGUUGGUAGAGGGAUCUCAUCUGCCUGAUCCACAGCUGCUUCCUGCUGGAGACACACACCUUCGGCAUGUUGGUGACAUGCUCACACUCAUCUGCAGAGGAUCAACUUCCCUGCACUGGAAGUUGGCUAACAGAGAUGUGUCAUCGGUACGGAUUGAGCCGUGUGAGGAGAGAAUGCACAAGCACUGCAGCAAGCUGGUCAUACAUGACCUGAUGCACAAUGACACUGGCUUCUACACAUGCAGUCACCAAAAGUCUAGCAAUCAUGAGGUGUCCACAUAUGUUUUUGUCAAAGAUCACAAUCAACCAUUUGUGGAGGCUCACAGUAUAGCACAACCGCUUUAUGCAUAUCGGGAGGAACCUUUUUUAGUGGUCCCAUGCAGAACAACAUCCCCGAAUCAACAUGUUAUCCUUGAGACUAUGAAUAAUCCUAUGACAGAUCAUGUAAAAAGUAAGGUGGAGUGGGAUCCAAAGAGAGGUUUCAAGAUUCCCCUGAAACCUUAUGACAGCUACCAAAUGAUUACAUGUAUGACCAGUGUGGAUGACAAACAAUUUUCAUCAGUCUACAUGCUCUUAAGGAUAACGGCGGAGCUGAAAAACAUUGGCAUGAAACCAGAACGACCAAAAGUAGUGGUUGGUGACACCCUGAUCCUCAACUGCUCUGCAGAGACCACUUACAAUGGCAUAAUUGAUUUUGAGUGGCAGUUCCCUAAGGGUCGGAUCAAUCACACUCAAGAAAUGAAAAAGAAUAGGGUCAAAGCUGGUGAAAACGUCAUGAUGAGUAACGCAUUAAUCAUGCCUAAUGUGUCAAUGGAGGACAAGGGCACGUAUGUGUGCAUAGCAUCAAUUGAAGACAAAAAGCUUCAUUAUUCAACUAAAGUAACUGUAUACGAGCAUCCAUUCCUCAAUGUGACCCAUAAUAAACGCAAAUUCAUCUCUACCAUAGAGGGUAGAAAGGUACAGUUUGAGCCACGGGUCAAUGCCUUGCCAGCACCAGACAGAGUGUUGUGGUACAAAGAUGGAGUUGCCAUUUCAGAAAAUUCCACAUGUUAUGAGACAGCGGGCUACAGCCUCACCAUAAAACAAGUGAGGCAGAAGGAUGCUGGGAUCUUCACUAUCGCUCUGUCAAACCAGGAGAGGGGUCUCUACAGAAACCUCAGCUACAGGCUGGACGUCAGAGUGAAGCCAAAGAUCUUUGAGGAGGAUGUGGCUCCAGGGGGCCCACAAGCUUACAAAUAUAACGAGGGGCACCAGCUCACCUGCACUGCAUUUGGGAUUCCCAUGCCAAACAUUACCUGGUUUUGGCAGCCGUGUGACCCCAGCCCUGAUCUUACAGAGUGCAAACCUUACACUGAUCCUCUGCCUGUUGGAGAUGUCACUGAAUCGCACAACCAUUAUCCUCAUAAUUUGAUUAAGGAUGUCAGGAACAAGGUUGAAUUAUUAAAAAGUAAAAACAAGACUGUAAGCAUUCUGAUGGUGGAAACAGCUACUGUGUCAGGGAUCUACUCCUGUACAGCAAAGAAUGAACUUGGGAACCGGACCAUGAGAAUCCCUUUCUAUGUGUAUAAUCAGGCACAGCCGUUCGAGAUUGGGCCCUCGACAGCUGUUGCAGGAGAUGAUGUUACAUUGACCUGCAGAGGCACAAGAUACCUCUACGACAAGUUGCAUUGGUAUGGUCCACUGGGCCGCAUAGUGCCCAAAGAUGAAACCACUCUUCGGAUCGAGCCCUACACCAUAUCUUUGUCUAUCAAGUUGCCCAGUGUCUCCAGAAACCACACUCUGGGCUAUGAAUGCCAGGCUUUAAACAUCAACUCCAAUAAAGUGGUCAAUACAACAUCUCUUUUGACUAUUAAUGAGAGGCAAAGGCCCACACUGAUGCAGAAUCUGACCAAUCAGGAUGUGAACAGCAGCAGCACCCUGACUCUGGCCUGCUUGGCUAAGGGUAUGCCAGAACCCGAUAUCAAAUGGUACAAAGACAAGACUCCUGUCACAGAGGGACCAGGUAUCACUCUAAAAGAUGGCGUUCUGAUCAUUGAGAGGGUGAAGAAGGAUGAUGAGGGCAUUUAUGAAUGUCGUGCCAGCAAUGAUAGAGGGGAUGCAAAAACCAGUGCGGUCAUUACUGUAGUGGGAGAAGACGGUAAACCAAAUAUUGAGGUGAUCAUCUUGGUGUCUACUGGAGCAGUAGCAACGUUUCUUUGGAUAAUGCUCAUUCUCUUUAUCCGUAAAUUAAGAAAGCCAAGUUCAGCAGAUUUAAAGACGGGGUACCUGUCCAUCAUCAUGGAUCCCGACCAGAUCCCCCUUGAUGAGCAGUGUGAUCGUCUGCCCUAUGACAGCAACAAAUGGGAGUUCCCCAGAGAUCGUCUCAGGCUCGGUAAAACUUUGGGCCAUGGAGCAUUUGGAAAAGUUGUAGAGGCCUCUGCAUUUGGCAUAGACAAGAUUUCUACUUGCAAAACGGUGGCAGUGAAAAUGCUGAAAGCCGGAGCUACAAAUAACGAGUGGAGAGCUUUAAUGUCUGAACUGAAGAUUCUGAUCCACAUUGGUCAUCAUCUCAACGUAGUCAAUCUGCUAGGAGCUUGCACAAAGCGUGGAGGCCCACUAAUGAUAAUCGUGGAAUACUGCAAGUAUGGAAACCUUUCCAACUACUUGAGAAGUAGGAGGGGUGAUUUUGUGGUUUACAAGUCUCAGGACGGUAAGGCUCUGCGUUCCAGCUCCGGGUGUGAUCUGAGCGAGCUCAUCAAGCGAAGGUUGGAGAGCGUGGCCAGCACCGGAAGUUCAGCCAGCUCUGGCUUCAUUGAAGAUAAGAGCUACUGCGACUUGGAGGAAGAGGAGGAAGAGCAAGAGGAUUUGUAUAAGAAAGUGCUCACACUAGAAGACUUGAUUUGCUACAGCUUUCAAGUGGCUAAAGGCAUGGAGUUCUUGGCUUCGAGAAAAUGUAUUCACCGAGAUCUGGCUGCACGUAACAUCCUUUUGUCUGAAAACAACGUUGUGAAGAUUUGCGAUUUUGGACUUGCAAGAGAUGUAUACAAGGACCCAGACUAUGUCCGCAAAGGAGACGCCAGACUUCCCUUAAAGUGGAUGGCUCCAGAGGCGAUAUUUGACAAGAUCUAUACCACUCAGAGUGACGUGUGGUCUUUUGGAGUGCUUAUGUGGGAGAUCUUCUCUCUUGGUGCCUCCCCUUACCCUGGCUUACACAUUGAUGAGGAAUUCUGCUGCAAACUGAAAGAGGGCACCAGGAUGAAAGCUCCUGAAUACUCCUCCUCUGAAAUAUAUCAAACCAUGUUAGACUGCUGGCAUGGAGAACCAUCCAAGAGGCCCACUUUCACAGAGCUGGUAGAGAGGCUAGGAGAUCUGCUACAAGCUAGUGUGCAGCAGGAGGGAAAACACUACAUCCCAAUCAACACGGCCCUGUUGACCAAAGCAGACCCCUCAAACCUGAGCCCCACAGAGGAGACUUCCACCAGACCUAUCGCUCUUAGAGACUCCGGGACAGCUUGGAACAUCAAGAUCCGCCCAGCGAGUGUGAAGACCUUUGAUGAAGUAAUCAUGGAGAAUGGAACCAACAAGCUCCACGAGGAAAGCCAGUCGGACAGUGGAAUAGGUCUAUCUUCAGACGACCUGAAGACACUGAAGCAUCUGGAGUCACUGGCCAGACCCCGGAGUUUCAUGGCCCGAGCAAUGAAGAGCAAAAGUAAGGAGUCAGUUCUGCUGGAGGGCGAGAAGGAGAAAUACCCACCGCUUGUUCCCUCACUGGACCCGAGUCUGGAGGACUCCUCACUCGACCCAGAGCUGGAAUGUCAUAGCCCACCUCCAGACUAUAACUAUGUGGUCCGUUACUCCACACCACCUGUUUGAGUUGAUCUGCA